GCAAGGUGCUGAAACCAAAGCGGAGAAUGUUUUUUUUUUCCUAGCAUAUUCUGUGGUCGACCUAAAUAGAGGUUUAGAGGAAGGAAGCAAUGGAGACAGAAAGUAAGAUAUGAGCCGUUUUACUUUUUAUUCUGCCUCACAGGCCCUGUAUCGCUAACUAUGGGAAUGAUCUUUUCUUUGAAAGCAGCUGUAUCAGCAUAUUGAUUGCCCGCUUUGCCAUCCGAAGGGUAUGAUGGAGGGUCUGCCUGCGGCUGGCCGCACCUCGUCCACUCGCACUCCUCGCGCAUGCAGGAAGCAAAAACGAAAUAGCCAGCCAUAAGGCAGAAGUGAAUCAAAGCCAGCAGCCAAUCAGGAAAUCCCAUGAAGACACUCGACCACAGGGGAAGCAAGCAGGGGAACAAAAGACCAUAGGAGGCAGUGAAACACACAUCUUCUGUGAUGAAUGGCUUUUUUUCCAUGCUGAAGGGAGAUGAAAGCAGAUGAGUAUGGGCUGCAGUGGAGGCGUAGGAGCCAGAGUUACCAUUCGCGUCGAGUGACAUCACUGGAGUUUCCCAGAGACCAGCUCAGUGCAUAAAUAUCUGGAGGGGGACCCACGGAGCUCAUGGCCACGGUCAGUCACCUCAGCUACGCAGCUCAAUUGGCCCUCAGCGACAAGAGCUUUAGUAUCAUACCAUGCAGUCCAACCGCAAGUUUGUCUUGGAUAUGGAGCCCGGGGCUCAGGAGCCCCCUCAGGUGGUGCCGCUGCAGAAAAAGGGGGCCUCCUGGAGGCUGGGUGGCCUGGCAGCCAUUGCGACCCUGUGCAUCGCCGGCGCUGUGCUCUUCACCAUGCAUGGGCAGGUGUCACAUGAAGGAGACCAAGACGAAGAUCUGCGACACACGCUGAGGCAAAUUUCCCUAAAGGCCAAAGCUGCGAUUCAUUUAGAAGGUGAAUACAACUCCAAGUUAUCCAACGAUUCGGCAGUGUGGCAUUCCGAGGUGGGCCAGGCAUUCGCCCAGGGUGGGUUAAAGCUGGAAGACAACAACAUCACGGUCUCCCAGAGUGGACUGUACUUCGUCUACAGCCAGGCGUCCUUCAGGAUCAACUGCCACAAAGCGAGUAGGGACAGCCACGAGCAGUUCCUGCACCUGAGCCACACUGUGAUGCGCUGGUCCGAGUCAUACGGCGGCGUCUGGAAACCGCUGCUCAGCUCUGUGCGCUCGGCGUGCAAGAAGGUGGAGACGGAGCAGGACACUGGCGAGCACUGGUUCAACAGCAUUUACCUGGGUGCCGUGUUCAGCCUCAACAGGGGUGACAAGCUGCACACGAUGAGUAACGAGAAGCUGCUGGAGCACCUGGAGGGAGAGGAUGGGAAGACCUUUUUUGGGGUCUUUGCGCUGUGAGACAUGGGGAUGUGGGCAGGGAUGUGGGCCCUGAGAUAAGCGGACAUACAGGUGUGCGUAUGGACAGAAAGGUCCAUCGAAAACUAGGAACCGACCAAGAUACACAGCAAAGGUGAAAAGACAGCAGCCGAGGGGGAUCAACAGAAUCCCUCACUGGAGUUUUAUACUUACCAAUGUUGUUUUAUAUUAAAACACGAUUUCUUACCAUGAUACUAUACUCGUGUAUAAGUGAAAUAUCAUUGCAGUUUAUGGUCGUGCAGAUUAUGUUUAUUACUAUCACUGACUACUUCUGCGAUGCACUAAAGCCUCGUGUUCGUACUGUUCCAUGAUCACCGUAUUUGAAUGUGAAAUAUUAUAACUAAGCAAAAAAAAAUUGCACAUCACCAGGAGUUACAAAAGUGCCAUAGAGCUAACAACAUAAAUUUAUUUCAGUGUUUUUUUAAUAAUUAUUAUUAUUUUCGAACAUUGUUCGGUGUUGUUGAAUGUAUAUUUAUUGAUGACUGGAUCAAUUUAUGUAUUUAUUUAUUUAUUUAUUUGAUGUGUCUAAUGACAAUGACUGAUUAGGAAUUUAUUUUUAUUUAUAUCUAUUGAGCAUUUUUUGCUUUCUGUUAUUUAUAUGUUGUUUUUUGGUUCUAUAAUGAUUUCUUCUGUAAAGUCUAAUAUUUAAUAAAAAAAGGUUCUCAGAAAUCUC
Molecule: messenger RNA, 2071 nt
Organism: Brienomyrus brachyistius
Lineage: Eukaryota; Metazoa; Chordata; Actinopteri; Osteoglossiformes; Mormyridae
Gene: tnfa
Product: tumor necrosis factor a (TNF superfamily, member 2)
Exons: 5
Coding region: 673-1380 (235 amino acids)
Biological process (GO): immune response
Cellular component (GO): membrane
Molecular function (GO): tumor necrosis factor receptor binding
Source: RefSeq, a predicted model, not a curated record